CCCCUUCCCACAGCCGGUCUCCUCCCCAGACACCUCACAUGGGGGCACUGUCAGGGGAGCCUGUGACCUCUCCUUUUCCUCCUCACUUAAGGCAGGGAGCUCCAGGAGAAGCACUUCAGAGCAGACGGGGCCCCCGAGAGCCUCCCGGACCCCAGGACACACGAAGAAGGAGGCGUCUGCAGCUGCUUUCCUGGAGCAGAGACAGGAUACUAGCUAAGAGUCUGGGCAAGCGGCUCUGCCCCAACUCCGUCACUUUCUAGUCUGUGAUCUCAGCCAGGCAUCUGCCUUCAGCACCAAGUUAUGGUUGUUUGCCUUGCAGAAUUAAUGAGAAAAUGCAGAUAGAGCAAGCGGAGGACUGCCUGUGCCUCAGCCGCUACCACCGCCAGCCUGUGGGUGCUGCUGCCAUUCCUGGCAUCGGGUGGCACCGGGAGGGCUCCUGACCCUUUCCAAACCCUCAGCCUGGGCCUCCUCUCCCAGGGCCCUCCUCCUGCACUGGCUUCUCUGGGCUGUAGGAGGAGACUGGGCCCUCGGGAGGAGGGCGGGGCCUCACUCCAGCCUUGCCAGGGCAGGCUCGUGGCAGAAGCCACGGAGCUGGCUUGCACCUGCAGGGCCACCUUCCCACUGCCCGCUUCCAUCCAGGCCUCUGUGCCACCCUGAGCACUCUUUUCUGAAGCAGCCAUGCCCAUGACAAAGAAUGCCAGGGACCACCAGGAAGCUGCCACCCUCACCCUGGAUGCUAUGCCACCUCCCCAAGGUACCAAGAAGCUGCAGAACAAGGGUUCCAGUUUCUCGGGUGGAAGCCCUUCAGAGGCCUUGGGUUUGGAGAAGACCAAGGGCAUAACAGGGUUCCAGACCUUGGUCCACCUGGUGAAAGGCAACAUGGGCACGGGCAUCCUGGGCUUACCCCUGGCCGUGAAGAAUGCAGGCAUCCUGAUGGGGCCACUCAGCCUGCUGGUGAUGGGCUUCGUCGCGGGCCACUGCAUGCACGUCCUGGUCAGGUGUGCCCAGCGCUUCUGCCGCAGGCUGAACAAGCCCUUCAUGGACUACGGGGAGACAGUGAUGCGCGCCCUAGAAGCCAGCCCCAGCGCCUGGCUGCAGACCCGCGCCCGCUGGGGGAGGCACCUCGUGAGCUUCUUCCUCGUCGUCACCCAGUUGGGCUUCUGCUGUGUGUACAUAGUGUUCCUGGCUGACAACCUGAAGCAGGUAGUAGAGGCUGCCAACGGCACCACCAACAACUGCCACAGCAACGAGACGGCGGUCCUGACGCCCACCAUGGACUCGCGCCUCUACAUGCUCGCCUUCCUGCCCGUCCUGGUGCUGCUGGUCCUCGUCCGGAACCUCCGGGUCCUGACGGGCUUCUCCCUGCUGGCCAACAUCAGCAUGCUGGUCAGCCUGCUCAUCACCGCGCAGCACAUCGCCCAGGGAAUUCCAGACCCCAGCCGGCUGCCGCUGGUGGCGAGCUGGAAGACCUACCCUCUCUUCUUCGGAACAGCCAUCUUUUCUUUCGAAAGCAUUGGCGUGGUUGUACCAGGCGGUAAAACUCCUCUACAUCGUCGGCAUCCUGUGCACCUACGCCCUGCAGUUCUAUGUCCCCGCAGAGAUCGUCAUCCCCCCGGCCACCUCCCGGGUGUCAGAGCGUUGGGCACUGCCCGUGGACCUGUCCAUCCGCCUCGCCAUGGUCUGCCUGACCUGCAUCCUGGCCGUCCUCAUCCCGCGCCUGGACCUGGUCCUCUCCCUGGUGGGCUCCGUGAGCAGCAGCGCCCUGGCCCUCAUCAUCCCACCACUCCUGGAGGUCACCACCUACUCCUCCGAGGGCCUCAGCCCACUCAUGCUCACCAAGGAUGUCCUCAUCAGCAUCCUGGGCUUCGUGGGCUUCGUGGCAGGGACGUACCAGGCCCUGGACGAGCUGAUGGGGUCAGGGGACUCGCUCCUGCCCUCCAAUUCCACCAUGGUUACCCAGUGAGAGUGGGCGGCUCCCCAGCCAACAUGUGGCUUCCGGUGACCUGGGUCUCUGUUAUAUAUGCCGUCUUGAUGUUGCUGUUUGCCUUUCCUCUGGGCACAGUAAAGCAAGCAAGGACUCGUUAGCUAAGUGAAUUUUUUUAAAUUGUGGUGUUGUUGUCUAUUCCUUGUUCUCACUUGCCAUUACACUGAGAACUCUCCCAUGGAGGGCUCUGGAUCCUCCCCAACUUUUGUCCAUGAUCCAUAGGGUGUGUCGCAUCUUGGUCGGCCUGUAAAAGGAGAAGCCACCAGGGGGCGCCAGGUGGCAGCAAAGAGGUGCGCUCCCAGGGGGACCAUCUUUGCAAGCAGCAGGCCUCCCCUUUUCCUGAUGGGUACAAGGACCUGACCCACAGUUUAGCAAGUUCUGCAAACUCCAGCGGCAGGCUGCAGGGGGCCACAAGGAGCUGCGGGAGCCCAGCGCUAGACCUGGCCUGGUUUGAACAGACUUCAUCUUGUCAUCCCUGCAGCUCUUGUUCUCCACACCUACUGUGUGCCAGGCACCAUGCUGGGUUCUGAUAGUAGGUUGGAGAGUGGCCCAUAAGUUGCCCUGGACAGUGUGACCACACCGCUCCUUCUGUCACGAGGCGAGGUGAAGUCCAGACUUGUGCCUCUUAGCUCUGACCUGCACCUUGUAGCUUGCUCCUGCCAAAUGAGACAGCAGUGAAUACGAAAGCCAGGGUUUGGUGGUGGCCUAUGCAGGGAGAUUCCCUGUUACCGCUCCGUGGAAGUGAAACCACCGUGUGAAAAGACCCGGGCCAGCCUGCUGGAGGACAGGAGACCUUGUGGAGUCUAAAUUUGUCAUCCCGUUGGAGUCCUGUAGCCCAGAACAACUCUCCUGUCAUGGUCCUGAGAGAAGCCGCCCUCGGCUAUCACCAGCUCCGGUAGACCUGAACCAAACCAAACCAACUGUGUGGGAGGGGGCGGGCGUGAAGCCGCAUGGUACUGGGUGUGCUCAGCAUGCGCAGGACUCGAAUUCAAUGCCCAGCGCCAAAAGAUGUGUGCAGAGAAAUCUCUAAAUCGAGAAGAAUAAAAGUUGUAGU
Messenger RNA from Octodon degus (degu), 3038 nucleotides. RefSeq names its product solute carrier family 36 member 2 (gene Slc36a2). Gene Ontology annotation, biological process: proton transmembrane transport; glycine transport; L-alanine transport. Gene Ontology annotation, molecular function: L-proline transmembrane transporter activity; glycine transmembrane transporter activity; amino acid:proton symporter activity. Gene Ontology annotation, cellular component: vacuolar membrane. Lineage: Eukaryota; Metazoa; Chordata; Mammalia; Rodentia; Octodontidae. The record is from RefSeq and is a predicted model, not a curated record. Bases 679 to 2085 code for a protein of 468 amino acids. The transcript is spliced from 9 exons.